AUGGAAGAGCCUCGCCAUGGCGCGAGAGGAGACUGGGAGGAGCCUGAGAACGGCCAGUAUAACAACAACAACCCAAGCCCAACAGCGAUCAGCCCCGCGACGGUCUACACAGUUUCCUCCCUGACCUCAGGAAGCUACACCGGCAGCCACAGCCAGCCCGCGGCCAACGAGAGGGCGAGGGUGGUAGCAGAGAACCAGCCCAGACCCUCAUUCGAUUCCCUUCUCCAGCGGCCGGACCCCCCAGACUCCAAGGCGUGGGCGGGUCCAACCACCACCUCCACCACCACCACUUUCCAAUCAGGCGAGAGCAAACAACAACAUCAACCACCAAGGGCGUGGCGAUAUGCGCAGGAGAAAUAUAAUUACGGAUGGGUGGCGGAGGCGCUGGGCAUGCUGCUUUCGAUCCUGUCGCUCGUGGCGAUCCUCGUAGUCCUGCUGGUCUACCAGGACAGGCUCGUCGACGACUGGCCGUUCCCCAUCACCAUCAACGCUUUCAUAGCCGUUUUUAUCGUCUUGCUGAAGGCUGGGCUGACUAUUUCGUUGUCGAAUGGGAUCAGCCAGCUGAAAUGGAUAUGGUUCGAGCAGGGCCCACGGAGGCUCAUCGACAUCCACGAGUUCGACGAGGCGAGCCGGGACUCGUGGGCCGCGGUCCAGUUUAUUUUCAAGGCCGAGAUGGAAGGGUUCAGUCGCCCUAAGCACUUCUGGCUAUACCCGACGGCUUUCUUCACGUGGCUGGUUAAGCAGGGAGGAUUCAGCUCCACGCGAACCCUAGCCCGCUGCGCCGCGAUCCUCAUAAUCGUCACCUUCGCCGUCGACCCCUUCUCGCAGCAAAUGGUGCAGUACGUCGACUGCGCGCGCCCCAGCUCCAGCUCCGCAACCCAACAGCCAGCCACCAUCGCGCGCACCAACAGCUACGUGGCGCAGGGCGGGCACACAGGGGCCGGCGAAUCCGACAUCGACACGCCGACCGCCGUCGCCAUCUUCACCGGCCUGCUCAACCCGCCUUCUGACGUCUCCUCGCUCGUGAACCUCGCCUGCGUGACCGGCAACUGCACUUUCCCCCGGUUCCAGACGGUGGGCAUGUGCCACGCGUGCCAGGACAUCACGGGCAGCGUCCAGAACCGCACGGGGCUGAACGGGUCGGACCCCGCGCCGAUAAAGAACUACACGCUCCAGAAUGACGACGAUGGCGAGGUGACGGCGUGGGUGGGGCGAGAAGUCAUCUUCGCGGCCGCGGCGCCGGCGCGGGUGUCCACCUUGUCCAACGUCAUGGAGCUGCAGGUGCUUUCGCUGGGGGGGCCGUACACGCCGUCUGCGUCGCCGGUGGCCUACGGGUGCCAGAUGUACCCGUGCGUGCGGACGUACGAGUCCAGCGUGGCGUCGGGCCGGCGCAGCGAGCGUGUGGUGGACACCGCGCGCAUCGGGCAGAACCAGCUCUACUUCGCGGACCAGGAGCGGGAGCUGUUCAAGCUGGGGACGGCGUCGGUGCUUCCCUUUCGCACUUAUAAUAACAAUACCGGAAACGGCAACAACGGCGAUAAUGAUGGUACCAGUACACCCGCGCGCAUACCCUGCACCCCGCAGCCCUCCCAGAACGCCGCCAACACCCUCGUCAAGAUCGCGCUCUCCAACAUCGACGCCGCACCGGACUCCAUCCCCACCACCACCACCACCUCCUCCACCUCCAUCCCCGCAUCCUGGUACCCGGCCCCCUGCGCGUGGAGCAUGGGCUUCUCGUCCGCGUCCGUCCUGCGCGCCCAGCUCUCCAGCGAGCUCUCCUCCGCGACCAUGAGCCUGACCGGCGGCGUCGCCACGGGCCCCCUGGUGGCCAAAAACCUCUGGCUGAACGGGACCACCACGCUCGACACCGUCGACAAGUUCGUCGGCGACCUCGCGGACGUGCUGACGGCGAACAUGCGGAACCGGGGGUCCCUGGCGCCGGACGAGUACGCGCUCGGCACGGUGGAGGAGGAGCGGACGUGCGUGGCGGUGACGUGGGGGUGGUUCGCGUACCCGGCCGCGCUGGUCUUCUUCGGCGUUGUGUUUCUGGUGGUGCUGGUGUGCCAUACGCCGAGGGGCACGGCGGGGCGGCUGUGGAAGUCGAGUAGCCUGGCGUUGCUAUUCGCGAGAGUGGACGAGAGGGUUGUGGAAAGGGAAAGGGAAGGGGGAGGAGGGGUGGGCUUUGAUUCGGGGGCGCAGGAGAUGAAGGAUGUGGCGAAGGGGGCGAGGAUGCAGCUUUUGAGGGAUGGGGAUGGGAGGCCGACGUUUGCGCUGGCGAGGUAUGAUGAUGCGAAAGAUUGA
Molecule: messenger RNA, 2301 nt
Organism: Hypoxylon fragiforme
Lineage: Eukaryota; Fungi; Ascomycota; Sordariomycetes; Xylariales; Hypoxylaceae
Exons: 3
Coding region: 1-2301 (766 amino acids)
Source: RefSeq, a predicted model, not a curated record